Messenger RNA from Lymnaea stagnalis (great pond snail), 2028 nucleotides. The record is from the annotation of a GenBank genome assembly. Lineage: Eukaryota; Metazoa; Mollusca; Gastropoda; Lymnaeidae.
ACCAUAUGCAGUUCAUCAUUGGAAUGUCUUUUGGGAUAUCAAUAUUCCUAAUACUAGUAGCAGCUAUAGUGAUUGGAACAGUGUUAUGGGUAAAAAAGAAGGACAGCUUUGAGAAAAAGAUAGAUACAUCUAUUCCUUUGCGCCAGCUUCCCACAGAAUCAAGACAUAUGUAAGUAUUAGCAUCAAUUGAUUGGAACUUCACAUAUUUUUUUUAUUCAGGGCAUUUGUAAAAACUCAACAUUGUCAAAUCAUGUUUGAUGUUUGAGUAAUACUUUUUUUUCAAUUUCUUUAUUUUCUAAAUAUGCAGCAUGUACAGGUUAAAUGUUAAAAAUUGUGUUAAAUUUUUAAAGUUCUGUUAAAAAAUUAAAUCAACAUAUAAUAGUCAAAUUGCAAAUUGUGCUAAUUCAGUUUUGAAAAAAUAACACCUGAACAAGUAUAUCAUAUCAAAUUUAAUUUUAAUUGCUAUUGCCUUUUGAUUUUUCAUGAAUUUUUUCUCUCAACUUUUUUUAGGAAAAUUCGACGAACUUCUAGAACACAAAGCCAAGGGGGACAAAUAGUGGUAAACCAAACUGAAGAACAUCCAGACAACAAUAGGGGUAAUAAUCAUGUAUUAAUUACGGAAAUUCAUGUGUUUUUUGUUGCUUUCUGUCUCUACUCCAUUACCCAAGCCUCAUUCCAUACCCAUAAUACAAAUUGCAUUAAGAAAACAAAAUCAUUGAUGGAUUGUAUGGUGGGAAGUGGCAAUUGUAUUAGAAGAGAGGGGGAAGAGGGUGUUGUCCACCCAGUGUUGCACAUUUUUCUAUUUAUUUAUGGGUGGCAUUUUUGGCUAAAUGCAGGUGACAAAAAUCUAAGCCAGCCCCAGGUGGCACUAACUCUUGCUACACUACUGGCAGAGUGUGGGAUGACUCAGCACUCUGAGAUUCAAUGAUGGGGUCUGAGGGUGUGCGAGUGGGAAACGUUUUGAGAACUGAAUGAAUGUGCCCAGAAAUUUGGCUUGAAAUAAUCUGGAUCAAACAUGAUAUUUUAAAUUAACCAAAUUCAUCUUUUUAUAGGCCCAGUAAUUUAUCCUGUAAAUCCAAAUCCAGCUUUUAACUUAUUUCAGAGACCACUCUGGUUGUUUCUUUUAUAAGCAGCAGAGGAAAAUAAUUUUUGCUAUAUCUUGCACUGCGUGAAUUUAAAAUUUUAUAUAAGCCUAUUUCCAAUGAAACAAGAUAGUCUACCCUUUUUAGCCAAUUGUCCUAAUUAUUAGACUGUCUUCUAAUUCCAAAAUUUCUAUGACGAGGAAAAAACAGACAUUUUACAAUGCAUCAUGGUUUUAAAAUAUCAGCACAAAAUUUCAGGACACAGUGAUGAAGUUGUGCAAACAAUGAACAGAUCUGAGGGGAGGAUGUCCCGCCAAGAUAAUAUAAGUAGACACAAGUAUGAUGAGUUGUACCAUAACUAUAGAAUUCCACAAGGUCAGCUGUCUUUUAUGACAAAUAUAUAGAUAUAUAUCUAUUCUCUAUUUGACUCAAAUAUAUAGUUUUUAAAACUCUACAUUUCAUGCAUCUGAACUUAAAGUAGUCUGGCAUUGUCAAAUGGUUUUUGUGUGCACUAAUUAAAUAUGUAUGGCAGAAUGAAAUAGUUAAAUAAUACAUCAAAAUAGAUAUUUUGUUGGCUUUUUGUUGUUCUUUUUUAAUUAUAAAAAUGAUAUUUUUAUAUUAAAAAAUAUUACUACGCCUAAUUUUCAGAUUUAUUGAUGCCAUUUCUUUUUUUUUUCUCAGGUAUUGAAAGGCCCAGGAAAAUAAGUUCAUUUAUAGAAGACCCUCAUGUGCAGUACUAGGUGACUGAAAUUAAAUUAAAGUUGUGCUCACGAUUUCUCAUUGUAUUACCAAAUUGUUCAAUUUCACUCUAACUGGCAGAAUAUUCAUUUAAUAUUCAUUUAAAUACAUGAUUGUUGUUUUUUUUGUUGCUAUAACAGAAUUUUUAUAUUUGAUGUAACUGAUGUCCUGAUUCAUUUCAUUAACAAACAGUUCAUUUUUGCUGUCA